This is a messenger RNA of Durusdinium trenchii, 688 nucleotides long. NCBI's taxonomy places the organism in Eukaryota, Dinophyceae, Suessiales, Symbiodiniaceae. The record is from the annotation of a GenBank genome assembly.
CGUCACGGCUGGGCUGGUCGGCUCGCCUUCGGGCCGUGGAGGGGGGGGUGAGCAACCGCACCUUCCAUACUGAGCAUGCUGAGCUCCAUCCAUUGGGUGGUGACGGAGCUUGUUUGGAUCGGAUUUGGUGAAGACGAAGAUUUCCGCCUCGCGCUGAAUCAGGUGGCCCACGGUGUUGGCUGCUGACCACACGGUGUCGCCGUUUUGCAUGCCGCCAUUUUGGCACCCGAGGGGACCAUGGCGAGUCCAUGCCGACUGGCCUGAACCGGCUGAACCUCACACCGCUGCGGUCAGCAUGCAGGAAGUUUCAUUGGCAACAUGCGCUGCAUCUGUUGGAUGGCCUUUGGGCAGUGCCUUGGACCAGUCAGCGCGUCGGCCAUCGCCCAGGCGCCGUGCCCUGCAGCGAGGUCUUGCGAAGCAUGGCCCGGCGGAGGCGCUGGCAGCCGGCGCUGGCGCUGCUGGCAGAACUCCGGGAGAGGCGGUUGAAGCUGGACACGGUUUGCUUCAAUAUUGGCAUGCACGCGUGCGAGCAGCACUGGGAACACGCCCUGCAGCUCUUUGCUGAUUUGAACAACGCCAGCUUGCCUCCGAGCGUCGUCAGCUAUGGUGCCCUCUUUGUGUCUCUGGGACAAGGACAUCGCUGGGCCCAAGUCUUGCAGCUGUUGAAACCCUCCCCGCAGCUGGAGGC